Amblyraja radiata (thorny skate) is the source of this 666-nucleotide messenger RNA. Its product is annotated as probable hydrolase PNKD. The transcript is spliced from 3 exons. The record is from RefSeq and is a predicted model, not a curated record. NCBI's taxonomy places the organism in Eukaryota, Metazoa, Chordata, Chondrichthyes, Rajiformes, Rajidae. Bases 47 to 490 code for a protein of 147 amino acids.
UGGGUGCGCAUGCGUGCGGGGCACGCCGGGACAGAGGAGGACCGCGAUGGCGGCGGCUUGGAGGACCGGGUCGUUGCUGCGAGGUCGCUGGUUCGGCCGCGCCAUUGCCGGCCCUGGCACCGGCUCUUGCCACGCCCUGCCCAGCCGUGGUCGCCUGGCAACAAGCAUGCCGGCACUCGCCGAUAGAUCCAUCCACUGUAACCGCGGAAGCAGACCGGCACUGCGAGCACAGGAGCCGCCGGGCGGUCCGGAGUCCCGGCUCCCAGAGUACAUCCCACAGCGCCGAGCCAAGAACCCGAUGGGCAAGAUCGGGCUGGCCUGGUUGUUUGGCCUGCCGUCGGGCGUCAUCAGCUUCCUGCUGGUCAAGCGAGAGGUGGACAAGAACCGUCUGAAGCAGGUGCAGGCCCGGCGGAGGAUGAAGGUCGCCAACGAGGGCGAGUACCGGAGCGAGAGGUACCGUCAGCACAGCGCCACCAGCAGUACGGGCUGAGGGGGCAGCUCUGGAUCACCACCCCACCCCCCCCCCCCCCUGUACAAUCAGCCCUCUGGACCUCUGCUUCACUUGAUCUCCCGGUGGCUCAGCGCUUCAACUCUCUCUCCCAUUCCGAAUCUGACCUCUCUGUCCUGGGCCUCCUCCAUGUUCAGAGUGAGCACCACCGGAAAUUG